UAUACUAACAUAUACUACUAAUCAAUACAACAUUCAGCCCACCACCGUCCACUCCUUUUACAUACAAAAGAAAGCCCAAUUCUCUUAAUUCACAACAACAAAAGAUCCCAGCGCAUACAUACAUCUAUUGAUGCGCGUACCCAUACGAGCCUUCUUCUUCCUCAAUUUCUCGGACAACAUCGCAAAUCCGCAGUUCGAAUGUAAAACUAAAUCUAAACCUGCUAAUGCCAUGACAUGUCACGAGCACGGUGAGCCUAGUAAGAUCGAUGAAGAAGAAUGUGAAGAAUAUGAUAAGGAAACUAUGAUGCCUAAACACAUCAUAGAGGACUUGAAGGAACUUCAGAAUGAUAGAAAAACCAAACUGGAUGAGAUAGAGAUAGUAAACUUAGAAGAUGACGAAUUAGUUAGAGAAACUCAAGUCAGUGUUUAUUUGAUGGAAGAAGAAAAAGAAGAUUUGAUCAAACUAUUCAAACAAUACAUUAAUGUGUUUGCAUGGGCUUAUGAUGAUAUGCCUAUCCUGAUCUUUCCAUCUUUCUUUGGUACUGGACAAUAUUAGCCAUCCGGAUGGAUAUUUAGUUACUUCGACGACUUUUGAUUGAUCUGCUUAGUUACUUCUUUUAUCCUUAAACUCAGAUCUAGUUUGAACUUUCUAGUUUUCUGCUUUAUUGGGUAAGACCCUGGAUAAAUAGGCAGCUUAUGAGAAACAACAUCUGUGCUCAAUC
Molecule: messenger RNA, 722 nt
Organism: Solanum dulcamara
Lineage: Eukaryota; Viridiplantae; Streptophyta; Magnoliopsida; Solanales; Solanaceae
Exons: 2
Coding region: 131-556 (141 amino acids)
Source: RefSeq, a predicted model, not a curated record